Messenger RNA from Zerene cesonia (dogface butterfly), 2599 nucleotides. RefSeq names its product serine/arginine repetitive matrix protein 1-like. Bases 229 to 1488 code for a protein of 419 amino acids. The record is from RefSeq and is a predicted model, not a curated record. NCBI's taxonomy places the organism in Eukaryota, Metazoa, Arthropoda, Insecta, Lepidoptera, Pieridae. Gene Ontology annotation, molecular function: protein binding. The transcript has 5 exons.
AUUCCAACGGUCGCGUCAAACGUACGCGUUACAUUGGCUGGCGCAGUGUUAUUUGUUGAUAUCAUAGAGUUCGAUUCUUAUAAACUUUAAGUGCAUUCCUUAAGUGCCCGCAUAGAAUUCAAAUGAAUAAUUGUUUUCUGAACUCUUAAUAAUGAUUAUGUGGUUAUUGAAUCAUUUUUAAAAAAAAUAUUGUGGAUUAAGUUAAUUGCAACUAUUCUAAGAUAAGUCAUGGGUGCACCAGCUUGGGGCACGCGGGGUGGCGGCGACCGACCACGGCUGCUUCGUAUGACCCCUCUUAGACAUAGCUUUGCAGCGCCGGCGACACCUCCAACACAGGCACCUCGCACACACGAUUAUGCGUCAGAUGCUGAUACGAAAAAAGAAGAAAGUUGGAAUGCCAACUUAUCUCAGAGAUGGCGAAAAUUGCGACGGAGAUGUUCACGGCUGCGGCCUGGUUCAGGGAAUCGUGAACCUAGUCCUGUACGUUGUUCGCCAUCUCCCCCUCGUCCGCCUCCGCACUGUUCCCCUGCCCCCGCCGCAAAGCUCUCGUUCAGACAUCGUGGUAAAGUAUACACAACAGCAUCUCUCCGAGUGACCAGCGGGGCGCCUGACAUUCUUCGGGCUCUUGGUAAACUUGGAGGCGGAUUGAGAAGACGAGCUCUAUCCGCACACGAUGUUCUUACACCGCCGCAACAGCAACCGUCCACAUUUUACGUACCUAGCCCAACGUCUGCUCGACAACCUUCCUCGCCGUCUCCAACUAGACAAAAUUCCACACUUCGUCGACGUUGUAGUUCGCCUAACGUAUAUCGAACAAAAAAUUCAGCUCCCAGAGAGCGAGCGCCACUUAUUAAUCAAGAAGAUGAGAGCAGAGAUGUCGUUGACUAUUCAUAUGGCCUAGAACGGCGUAAGAAUAGUAGGGAUGGCCGAAGUCGGCCCUACAGUGAGAACGUUAAUGUUGACAUUCCUAUAUAUAAAAACGGUUAUAAUAGAUUAGGAAGUGAUACUGACCGAUUAUGGGAGGAACCGUACAGAUUGCCAAGGGUUCAAGUGCGGCAGGAUCCUAUACAGCAAUUAAGGAAUGGAGUGUCGGAGCUUCGAGUUAGUUCCACGCCACGAUCAGCUCGCCCUCCCCCCGCGCCGCCCUCUACCGGCCAAAAACCAACUAAGCGACCUCCAGCUCCUGAACCGAGAGACACACACACUUUUGAGGUGCGUUUCACAAAGUCGGCUGGUGGCAAAGGUCUCGGUUUCAGCAUAGUAGGUGGCCGCGACUCUCCCCGGGGUGAUAUGGGAAUCUUCGUGAAAACAAUAUUCAAUAACGGCCAAGCUGCCGAAUCCGGUUUACUUCGGGAAGGUGACGAAAUCGUAUCAGUAAACGGUAGGGGCACAGCGGGUCUAACCCACGGGGAAGCUAUAAGGUUAUUCAAGGACGUACGCGCCGGUCCCGUAUUACUGCGAGUCGCGAGGCGGUCGCCCGCACGCUGACUGCCCUGCGCCUGCUGUGGGGACCCACUUCAGGCGCCUGACUAUUCCACUAUAUGAGACCUUGUGCGAGCCAAUUGAGAAUAGGAUCGAUUCAGCGCCAUGUCGUGACGCCAUUGGUGGUAAUUCAAACGUAUUAAUAGCAACAACGUUUGUAUUUAAAUUUGGAAAGUCACGUUCGAUUUAUUUUAUAUUUGACCGUUAUUGAGAUGCAUAAAGAAAUUCAAAGUAAAAUGUGUUUUUAAAUGACAUUUGAAACGUAGAUUGAUUUAUUAAACAUUGAUGUUCCUAUUCUUAGUUGAGUCGCGAUACGCUGUACAAGACUUUCCUAAUGCACAAUAUUAUUACUUAAGAAGAAUUGUUAAUAUAUCUCGCAGAGGUGAAGCGGAUUUAACAGCUAGUGAAUUCGUACUUUCGUGUAUUUGAUUUUACGCGAGUAGUAUACAUUUAGAACAUAACACUGUUUAACGGUUUUAAACGCUAUAUUUUCAUAGUAUUCAUCCCGAUGUGUGAACACUUUAGAGUCUUCCCGCAACCACGCUAGCUGUAAAUUUUUAAAGUGAAAAAUUAGGUAAUUCCCGUCUUUCUUUAAUUAUUAUCAGAUUAAUUUUGUUAUGUUACUGACUGCAUUUACGUCCAUCUGCUUCUGAACUGAAUGGCUUUGUGUAUUGAAGAAAUCUUUCUCAAUUUCUUGGGUCUACUAUGGAUCACUUUUGUAAGCUGUAGGUAGUGACUGCGUUGUAAAAUAUUUAUUUAUCUAGUAGGGAUGACGUAAAAUAAUUAUUUAAAGUAUUUAUAUGAUUGUUUAACGCAUGACUUGUACAUUUCUUAUGUUGUUUAUUGGUAAAGAUGUGUCAAUAUGAUAUGCUUUCUGAUUUAGUAUUUACUCUAUGUAAUUAUGAUGUGUCUACAAAUAUACAAAAGAACUUUUAACAAUUUUAACAGUAAAUAAAACACUAGUGGUCCGCCCCGGCUUUGCCUGUGGUACAUAUAUGGAUAGCUACUGAUAGCCAUAUAUAGAUACAGCAUUCUGGGAUCACGAACAUAUUCAAUGGUAAAGGAUUUUUGAUAUCACUCCUACAGUUUCUGCGAUACGCACAUUCAAACAAAAAAA